CCACAAGCCUUCCUACCGCCACAUUCCGCGUUUCAAGCCAAUUCCUUCAACUUCAACACGCGAUAUCAAACAUCAUUUUGAGCUGACGCCGACUUUGCCCUUGGCACCCCAAUGGCUUCGCGAUCGCCAUCUCGCGGCCGUUACAGGUCGCGCACGCGCUCACCUGCUGCACGCUCGGAACGUUCUCGUUCACCCCAGCGCCGCCAUCAUCACGACUCGCGGUCACCCGCCCGCUCCACAUCACCUCAGCGUCGUAAUGGCCGUUACAGAUCUCGCAGCCGCAGUCGGAGCCGUAGUAACAGCCGGAGUCGAAGCCGCAGUCGUAGCUGGAGCCGCGGGGCUCGCGAUCGCAACGACAGAGAUAGGAGUGCUUCCCCAGCCGCCAAGAGCACAAAGAUUGUAGUAGAGCGACUUUCUAAAAACAUCAAUGAGCAACAUCUUUAUGAGAUCUUUGGGCAGUUUGGACGCAUCAAGGAUCUUGAUCUUCCCAUGAACAGAACCUUUGGAACAAACCGUGGCACAGCAUACAUACUUUACGACUACGAGGACGAUGCCGAGGCCGCGAUAGCCCACAUGCAUGAAGCUCAAGUGGAUGGCUCCGCGAUCAAUGUUUCCAUAGUGCUUCCCCGUCGCAAGCUUUCUCCUGCGCCUCCAACGGCUCGGCGUGGAGCCAACAUUGAUCCCAGAGUUCCGUUUGCGGGAACACGUGGGGGACCCCCUGGUGCGGGCAUGGGAGGAAAUAACGGCAUGGGUGGUGGUGGUGGAGGUCGCCGUCGAGCAUCUCCAGGAAGUCGGUACGGACCUAGGUCUGAUGUGUAUCGUCCAGGAUCGCGUUCGCCUUCCAGAUCGUCGGCUGGCCCCCCUCCUUCCCGUGGCGGUGGUGGAAGCCGAUAUCGCAGUCGAUCCAACAACUCUUUUUCAUCUAGAUCACGCUCAAGAUCUCCAGGUCCCAGGCGAAAAGCAGCCGGCCGCCACGAUGAUCACGAGACAAGACGACGCGGGAGCAUUGAUAGUCGCGAAGGUCGAAGUCGAUCUCGCAGUCGAGGACGCGGUCCAAAAUGAUUCACGAGCUCUAAGGUGUAAUUAAUUUGCUUCGAUUGGCGUUACGAGAGGAUAGGAAAAGGAACAGAAUAAACAACGGCCCCAGGUUUUAAUUAGCUCUCGGAAACAAGUUAGUCACUUGUAUCUGUCUCCCGUUUGGCAAACUGACAUCUGACCAGAUAAAGGUGUACGUCUUACCAUGUUCGGCAACGACGCUUGUUGAGGACUCUCAAGAAUCUCGCCUAUCAUCUUUUUGCAUCAGACCGGAGGUUCGCUCCAUUCUGUUACGGCCAAUCACUCGCCCAUUGUCCGAUUUAUCUGUCAAUGUCCCAGUUCAAUUUAUGUACGUGAUCUCGUUUUGGUUUCGGCGUUUCAGGACAAUUGCCGCGGACGGGGCCAGCAAGGAUUGCCCCCGAUGCCUUUCCAUGGAUAUGCACAAGUCACAGAUUUCGGAACUGGGAAGUGGAGGAUAGACUUUGAGUGCUACUGCUCCAGCCACUAUUUUCGAACGUAUAUGGACCAUUCAGGGACCAGUCACUGGUCACUAGAUCCCAUCUACCAUUUGUUACGAUUCGCACUCUCCCCGCUCGACUAAGGGGACCUGCUGUGGGCAUAUGAGAGACCCCAUGCUUAGUGGACUAAGUCUUGGCGCAACUCAACCCUUCACGAUAGGUUGAUCCAACCAACACUCCAUCAUGCACCGAAGCACGGCAACAGUGGGAUGGUUUGAGUAGCACUGCCCAUACAAGCAACACGGUCUAUUGAGCCAAGACAGCCUGAGACCAGGCCGGGGUCUUAGUCUUGGCCUCAGCGUUUUUCACGCACAACGGUGGCUUCUCCUAUAGGGCUGAGGAGAGGCCGGUCCUACGACGCCGCCCUUGCAAGCAAGAUCCAUGAAUCGUGAGCGACCAGGGUAUUAUUUGGUCUUGAGCUUGGCUCGGGUCACCGUUUCAAGAGGGGCCGCUGUCAGACUGCACCACUCGCCAUACGACAGUCUGUCAUGCCCUCCUGGGCAGCUAAGUCGUGACUCAGUUGUCAAAGCGAGCUCGGUUUAAACAUGCACCGAACACAUAGAGCGCAGAUGUUUGUCACAUAGCAGAUCUGACACCACCAAGGGUGUCUUGACAGGCAGGAUGUUCACACAUUCUCUUACGCCAUGCAUAUCGGUACAAUACUGGAUAAGCUGUGUGUCACAAUGGUGACAUCGCAUCUAGGGUACAGUACACACCCCCUUGCGGGUUUUGUGACGAGAUCCCAUUCUGCACUGGCGUAAAUCGAGGCCGUGGCAGUUUUAAGCACAGCCGCACAUCGCAUCACUCUCGGCGGCCAUACUAGCAUCGUGUAUUCGCCGUCAAGAGCAUAUCAUACCAGCAUGUGAUCCACUUGCAUGGCGCCAAUUACGAGAUCCCGGGGCAGGGUACGGGUAAAGGCGCUGCCGGCUAGUCAAGCCAGGAGAUUUUUCCCUAAUUAGCUGGAAGCCUAUAAAGGCAAGAUUCUGAGGCCCGAUGGACAACACCUCGGCUUGUGCUGGGGUGUCGAGCCCCCUUUCUCACAUUACUGCUUUAGGAGCCUUGCAUAUUCAGCAUGGUACGACAGAGAAGGUGGUGUGUGGCGCAUAGUGUCUGUUUCGGGGACCAUGACAAGAGCCUGGUAGACGGGCAGCUGUCAUAGGCCUGUAUUCGAGUUUGGCAGCUGUCUCUGACAUGGGUGCCGUGCGCGUUGCAGGGUUCAAGUCGGUUGUGCUACCGAGGACUUAUGGUCCGGCUGCGUUUUCUGUCUGAUCACUCAGGUAAUCUUUACCUCUGGGGUCCCCUCGGCAGCCACAUUGGGACCCCACCGAUCUCUUUAGGAUGCUAGGUGUUCCUUUUAAGUUGACGCUAUCAUACAUGGGAAGCCGGUUUCAGCUUGUAUGAACCACGGCAGGUAUAUUGAGCCCAGAGUCUAAGAACAACUUUACGCACAUCAUCAGCGUCCCGGCAUGCCUUCUCGGGGCUUUGACCUGUCCUUGGGUCUCUCUGUUAUCUCCCCAUACACGGGAUCUUCCCGCGGCCGCCUACUGCCGCAACCCUGCUAUGAAGAGCAUUCUCUAGAAAUAUGAAUAAAUGGCUAAUGCUAUGGAUUCUGGUUGAGGCUCAAAUCGCCGAUGAGAAUAUCGGUGGCUGUGCCAUGGUCAUACCGGUACUUAUUUAGCGCAUACUGAAAUAUCUACUUGCCUUCCUUACUCGGUCUCCGGGCCCUGGACUGGCUGGACCCUACCCAGAUGCGUGGACUCUGCUCAUCUGGGCAACAUGUUCGUCGUACAUAUUCAAUCCCCCUCACUGGUUUGGCCACCUGAUGGGCUCGGCGCGGACGCGUUGCUGUGAGGCGCGAUGUUGGAUACGACGAUGGUGAUCCUUUGAGAAACAGCGAGAAAGCCACCUGGUUUUAAGGCCUGAUCCUGGGGCGCGGGUGCGGGUCUAGAUGCCGUCGACUACACCUUGCGCAGCUGAUCGUGUAGGUCAACGUGGAUAUCUAUCGUGAACCACCUUACACAUUGAUCUGACGAGUAUCCUACCCACCUGGCCAAGGUCGAUGAUGCGCCAUGUCUUCCAAGGGCGGAACGUGAGCCUCAUUAAGAGGAUCAGUGUCGCACCGACUAUCUGGAGAUACUGGGGGCGGCAGUAAUGUCGAAGAAUAGUAUAACAUAAACCACCAGCCUAAACCAAGACUAUCUAUCGGAUACCUUUUACCACUUCGACUAGUGUCUCUGGAGGACCAGAACCCAGUGUGUCCUCUAUUUCUGUAUUUCUUGUCCUGAUGCCUCUGUAGUUGCAGGCUUUUGAAUUCUCUCACAUGUCCAUAAUGCCUCGGACUCAUCCUUAUCCUUACCUCUAUCUUCACCUUCACUUCAACACUUUGUGUGUGGCUCACUGCCCGAUGUCUCUCGAAUCGCAAGAUCCAGACCCUCCGCCAACACCUCCAGGAGGGCCGCGUGUCCCUCCUCCUCAGCCAGACCCGCCGCCGUCUCCUCCUCAUACAUGGGAACUGUUAUGACCUUUGAGCGUUUCUGCUAGCAAUCUUUGUUAUCUUGUGCCAGAUUUUCUUUGUCGACCAAGCCUCUUUCCGCUUUCUUGGAGUUACAAGGGUUCUGCUUUUCUCGAAGCCAAGAUCGACCUCCAAGAAGAAGGGACCCCUGUUCCGCCACCCGGAGUUCAUGUCUUGGAGAUCGACCUCGUGUAGGACAGUUACAAGAAAGGACAAGAGGCAGGAGAGGAGUUUACGCCAAGCAUCAUGUCACUUAUCAUGCAGCACCAAGUCCGGAGUCUCAUGCUUCUCUGCAUCUCGUGGGGCGAUCAUACCAGGAUUCAACAUAUGGCCCGAAACAAGACUUUGGACCGAACAGGCGGAAAGUACGGGAGUGAUGGAUAAGCCACAGACUGACAGCGUUUAUGGUGUGGGUUGCGAGAUGUGCAUUAUUUGAGAUGGGGGUGGGAGUGGGAGUGGGAGUUUUGCCUGAGACGGACAGCCCAGUCCGUUACGGUACGGUACAAUACAAUACGUUCUGGUGCAUUGCGGAGCGUACGGUAUAGGUCACGGACGCCCUGAAGGACUCUGCCAGAAGUGAUACAGAGAGCUGACUGGGGUAUUGGUUUGUUGGGGAUGCCUUGACAGAUGGAUGAGUCUGGCAGAGCAGCAAUCCGAUGAUGCGGCUUGGCGCAUGAGAGACUGACAUGUAACUCUUUUGCUUUCGAGGCCUCUACCAUAUUGUACCGAUUAUGAAUGAAGGACUGAGCGAGCGAGUUGCGGAAUGGCCCUGAUUUCGCCGUUUCUCAUUCUGGUGGGGGUUGAUGGGUUCCGAUUCCGUACCCAUUCAUAGUGGGCAACGAUACUGAUUCAUGUUCCUUUCCACCUCCUGGCUCUCUUUGGUUGAAACCGUUUCCAUCGUCGCCGAACUAAGCUUGUUAGUCAAGUAAGGGCAAGGCAAGGCAAGGUAUCUUAGUCAAUUAGUCGCUGAGCGGUAUAUUACAACGGCAGAUCUAUAGCGGGUCUAUCGCGUUUAUUUAUCCCGUCUUGACUUUACAUGCAUGGCCUGUCGUCCGUCUAUUCGGCGUAUCUCAAUAUUACCACCUGUAACUGUGGAUUUAUUUACUGUACUUUUACCAUAUUUGUGAUAACGAAUGACUCAGCUGCCAAGGAAUGGAUACUGGUUACGAAACAUUUACGCGGUCUGAACCUGUUUUUCUCCUCUUCUGAUCUACGGAUUUUCUCCUGCUGUAUAUAUCUCCGGGAUAAUUGAGUGAGUCGCC
Fusarium odoratissimum NRRL 54006 is the source of this 5327-nucleotide messenger RNA. RefSeq lists its product as uncharacterized. Gene Ontology annotation, biological process: mRNA splicing, via spliceosome. The record is from RefSeq and is a predicted model, not a curated record. The coding region runs from base 112 to 1062 and encodes 316 amino acids. The transcript is spliced from 3 exons. Gene Ontology annotation, molecular function: RNA binding. Gene Ontology annotation, cellular component: cytoplasm; nucleoplasm; ASAP complex. Lineage: Eukaryota; Fungi; Ascomycota; Sordariomycetes; Hypocreales; Nectriaceae.